This is a messenger RNA of Didymodactylos carnosus, 2376 nucleotides long. Lineage: Eukaryota; Metazoa; Rotifera; Eurotatoria; Philodinida; Philodinidae. The record is from the annotation of a GenBank genome assembly.
AUGCCCACCACAGCUCAAAAACAAAUGUUGAUUGACGUAAUUGCUACAAUAUCAACGUUAGCAGAUUCAGAGGAGAAACAAACAAUAGUUGCACAACAAGUUUAUUGGACAACAAGUGUUCUUGCUGUUGUUGAUUCUUCACAUAUUUCAACAUUUAUUGUCGCUUUAAUUUUGAUUAUUUACGGUAGUUUUCGAUCACUUGAACAAGAACGUUUGAAAGAUAUAAAUAGCAAUGAUAAAUGUGGUCUUUUGAAUUCUUCAUCAUCAUCGAAUGGAUUACAAUUAUCUACAAUUGAUUCAUCUAGUCAGCCACAUGUAAUUGAUACAAUACAUGCAAUCAUUUUACCAUUGGGUGCAUCAGCAUCACUAUUAAUCAUGUUCUUUUUUUUUGAAUCAAUUCAAACAAUUUUUGUUGUGUGUACAGCAGUUUUAGCAACAAUGGGAUUUGCUUUUCUUCUUUCACCAUUUUGUCGAUACCUACUUCGUUCCUGUUCAGAUAAUAGCAAAAUAUCUUGUGGUGUGUGUGGACGUUAUACAAGUGCAGAGAUAGUAUCAUUUUUUCUGGGUAUUCUACUCGUUGGACUGUGGAUUUUGACCGGUCAUUGGUUACUUAUGGACGCGAUUGCGAUGGGUCUAUGUGUCUCAUUUAUCGCACUCGUGCGUUUACCGAGUCUCAAAGUAUCCAUACUGUUAUUAGUUGGUUUAGUAAUCUAUGAUGUAUUUUGGGUUUACUUUUCACAAUAUUUAUUUAACGCAAAUGUGAUGGUGCGUGUUGCUACAAAAGAAGCAGAAAAUCCUCUGGCAACACUUGCAAAAAAAUUACAUUUGAACAGAAUUAGUACUCCGAAGUUAUCCUUACCCGGAAAAUUAGUAUUUCCAAGUAGCAUUCAACAACGAGGACGAUUUUCAAUGCUUGGAUUGGGCGAUAUAGUAAAAAUAGUUAAAGAAAUAUUGAAACAUGUUAUAUUAUCUGAUUUACUUCUAUAUUUAGGAUUAUUAACUGCGACACUCUCAUCGGAAGUGUUUAAAUGCGCACAACCAGCCUUAUUGUUUCUUGUACCGUUUACUUUAUUGCCACUACUCAUAGUCGGAUAUUUUAGAAUGGUGUUUAGUUCGUUAUUAUCAACUUUGAGGUCGUUCAUUUAUUUAUUACAAUCGGUCCAUUCUCGUACUACAGUUGUAGUCACCUUAGCUACGCUAUUCAUAUGUCUAAUAGUAUUCACAAUGGCUGGUCAAGCCGAUUCCAUGGCACUUCAAGCUUAUUGUUCAUUAUGCAUAUUUGAUUUAUUAUUUAUUGGCACAGCACUAGUUUCAUCAUGGCAUCUAAAAACGAUAAAAUCAAACAAAAUUCAUAAUCAACAACAACAACAACAACAACAACAAUCUUCAGCAACAUCUCUUUUUAUUCCUACUCAGACAAUUUCACCAUUUUCUUACGGAACUGCUCGUUUUGAGGGUAAACUAUUAGCCGUAUUUACCUCUACAAUGUUAUCAAUCUUGGGCGCAUUUUUUAUUUUAAAAGAAUCAAUUGAAAAAUUUAUUGAGAAUGAAUCCAUCAGUAUUAAUUAUCUGAUGCCAGCAUCGUUCAUGACAUUUUUCAUCCAUUUUGUUGUAAUUUAUUUUGUACCUAAUCAAGCAUUCGAUCAUGUUAUCGCCGCUUCUUCAUCAAGCUGGUUACAAGAACAUAUUAGCGAUAUGUGCCAAAAUAUUUGCCAUAUUAUACCGGGUCUUAGUCGAUUCUUAUUACCACGUAUCAAUCCAUUUACAUUGCUGGGCUGGUGUGGUCUGUUUAUUAUGUUUAUUAAUUCACUUUUAUUAUCGUUAGAUUAUGGAAAUUUUGUUGAUACAUUAUCAUCAUUGUUGAUGGCAUUUAUGAUAUUCGGUACGAUGGUUCCAAUGAGUAAUUAUAGUGGAAAAAUUCUGUUACAAACUACACCUCCUCCAGUUAUUGCACAAUUAGAUAAAUGUUUACAUGAAGCAUCAAGAUUAGAUGGUGUGCUAGAAUUUAGACAUGAACAUUUUUGGGCACUAUCCUUUGGUACACUAGUCGGUUCGUUACAUGUACGGUGUAGACGAGACGCUAAAGAAGAGUUAGUACUUGCACAUGUUUGGAAUAAAUUGGCAAAUGUUGUACAAAUUUUAACUAUUCAUAUAUUCAAAGACGACUGGUUGAGACAGCAAACACAUCAGUUUUUAAAAUCACAAACAAUGGGUGGUGGUAAUAUUGGAGUAACUCAAGCAUCACCCGCAAUACUUACUCCAGUUAUGUUAACUUCGACAACAAAACUAGAAGAUCAACAACAACAGUAUACUCAAGUAAUUAAUCCUACAUAUUCUAACACACGGAUUCUCAACCUACCGACAAACGGACAGUGA